Molecule: messenger RNA, 798 nt
Organism: Aspergillus novofumigatus IBT 16806
Lineage: Eukaryota; Fungi; Ascomycota; Eurotiomycetes; Eurotiales; Aspergillaceae
Exons: 2
Source: RefSeq, a predicted model, not a curated record
AUUAUCGAGGCCAUGACCUUAGCUGGGGUCUGCGUUGUGAGGAACUUAUUCACUAAGUCCCUGGUUGAUCAGGUACUCAAGGAUUUCGAGCCUCACGUGUCGUCCACUAAACUAUUUGACGGCUACCCCGGCAAUGGCUGCCAUCUGACAGGAUUGCUCAGCAAAUCGGAGAUCUAUGCCCAUAUGGUUGUGGGAAACAGCGUGUUUGAGAAAGUUCGGAACCACUUUCUCAGUACCACCUUUCGGUCAUGGAUAGGUGGGAAGAUGAUGACAUUCACCAGUCCCCCCCAGCUCGACUCUACUAUCUGCUCCUACAUCAACCCACAGUCACCCGGUGAGCAUCUACACCGCGAUGACGCGAUUCAUUACGGCUGGAAUGAGGCAGCGAGUGAGUACACAGUCGGCCGAGACAUAAGCAUGUCCAUGUUUCUCGCUUUAACGGAAUCCACGCGAGAGAAUGGCACAACUCGAUUUUUCCCAGGAAGUCAUCUGUGGGACUACAGCCAAGAUUUUCCAAGUGCUGAUGACACUCGGAUUCGUUACGCUGAACUGCAUCCUGGCGACUGUUACUUCAUGCUCAGCAGCGUAACUCAUAGCAGUACCGACAACCGGAGUACCAAUCGACCACGAGUUCUCGCAGCGACGAUUGUCACUCGGAGCCACCUGCGGCAAGAGGAGAACCAAUAUCUCACAUAUGACCCGAUAACAGUCGGAAGGUUUCCCACGUGGCUCCAGAGGCUCGUGGGCUACGCGCCAUCAGCACCAUUCCUCGGUUGGGUGGACAAGCGGGAUCCUCGA